This is a messenger RNA of Mus caroli (Ryukyu mouse), 4641 nucleotides long. The record is from RefSeq and is a predicted model, not a curated record. Lineage: Eukaryota; Metazoa; Chordata; Mammalia; Rodentia; Muridae.
GUGCCUUUAAAUACCCCGCCCCCCUCAAUUUCUUCGGAGACUGUUGGGAGCUUCGUUUUCUCCUUUGGAAAUGUUUUUAGGCCUUUAGUUUACAAUGUUAGGCCAGGUAAACCCUUCGCUGCAGCAGGUAGUAGGCCCAACGUAGCUGCUUCCAUCAGUUGGUCUCCGACACCAGCGCCAAACUACACACACCUCCUGGAAUCCUGGGCCAACUCGGCGGCUCCUCCCAAAGCUCCUCUCUUGGCCCCUUGCGGGAGCUUCUUUCUCACUGUCUAGCGUCUCCCUCUGGUGGAUUUCCUGUCCUUUCAACCAGACUUUUGCAUGCAUUUCGUUCUGAACCGGCACCAGAAGUCGAACAGUGAAGUGGCUCUUUUAUAGGUGUGUGUAUUGUCUUCUUAGCACAGUUGUCACUGGUCGUCCUGGAGUUGCCCCUCGUGAAGAAUCAUCUGAGCACGUUUCUCACUCCUGUAAGUAGAUCCGGAAGCUGAGCGAAGCCUGCGUGACCGAGCCUGGCGGUGCAAGCUUGCGGAACCUUCAUCGACGAGGUCGGCGCUGCGAAGGGAACUAGUCUAGGGCGGGACGAGAGGCUUUUGUAGCCCAGCUGGUUCCGGUUGGGGAAGAUGGCGGUGGCUGGGGCGGCGUACCCGGAGCCGCUAGUACACUGGUGCACACAGCAGUUGCGAAAAACUUUCGCCCUGGAUGUCAGCGAGGAAAUCAUACAAUAUGUUUUGUCAAUUGAGAAUGCUGAAGAAAUACGAGAAUAUGUGACAGACCUUCUCCAGGGAAAUGAGGGCAAAAAGGGUCAAUUCAUAGAAGAUCUUAUAACCAAAUGGCAAAAGAAUGAUCAAGAGUUCAUUUCUGAUUCUUUUCAACAGUGCUUGAAAAAAGAUGAAAUUUUAGAUGGACAGAGAUCAGUGGACCAGCUAAAGCGGAGUAGGAGGAAAGGACGAAACAAACAGGAAGUUCCUGCAUUUCCUGAACCUGACGUAGCUGUGGAGGUCAAAACACCUUUAGAUUUGGCUAAGGCACAAGAAAGCAGCAACUCCGUAAAGAAGAAGACAAGAUUUGUCAAUUUAUAUACUAGAGAGGGACAAGACAAACUUGCAGUCCUGCUUCCUGGUCGUCACCCGUGUGAUUGCCUGGGCCAGAAGCACAAACUCAUCAAUAACUGUCUGGUCUGUGGGCGGAUCGUCUGUGAGCAGGAGGGGUCAGGCCCCUGCUUGUUCUGUGGCUCUUUGGUAUGUACUAAUGAAGAACAGGAUAUUUUACAGCGGGACUCAAACAAAAGUCAAAAACUGCUGAAGAAGCUCAUGUCAGGGGCAGAGACUUCUGGAAAGGUGGAUGUCUCUACCAAGGACCUACUUCCUCAUCAAGAAUCCCGAAUGAAGUCUGGUUUGGAGAAGGCUAUCAAGCAUAAGGAAAAGCUGUUAGAGUUCGACAGAACGAGUAUCCGAAGGACCCAAGUUAUUGACGAUGAAUCAGAUUACUUUGCCAGUGAUUCUAACCAGUGGCUGUCCAAAGUUGAGCGAGAAAUGCUGCAGAAACGAGAGGAGGAGCUGAGAGAACUCCGACAUGCCUCCAGACUUUCUAAGAAAGUGACCAUUGACUUCGCGGGGCGGAAGAUCCUAGAAGAUGAAAAUCCACUAGCAGAGUAUCACAGCAGACUAGAUGAGACAAUACAAGCCAUUACUAGUGGGACUUUGAACCAGUCACUGGUCACGUUGGAUAGAUCUUGUGAAGAGCCUUUGGGAGUUCUGGUAAACCCUAACAUGUACCAGGCCCCUCCUCAGUGGGUUGACAACACUGGCUCAGCCCCACAGCAGAAGACUUCACUCUCGGCAGGACCAAGACUAGAGCUCAGUUUACAUCAGCACCAGCUGCGAAUCCAGGACCAAGAAUUCCAGGAAGGCUUUGAUGGCGGCUGGUGCCUGUCUAUGCAUCAGCCCUGGGCUUCUCUGCUUGUCAGGGGGAUUAAAAGGGUGGAGGGCAGAUCCUGGUAUACUCCUCACAGAGGAAGACUUUGGAUAGCAGCCACAGGCAAAAGGCCUUCCCCUCAAGAAGUCUCAGAACUCCAGGCCACCUAUCGUCUCCUUCGCGGGAAAGAUGUGGAGUUUCCAAAUGACUAUCCGUCGGGUUGUCUUCUGGGCUGUGUGGACCUUAUCGAUUGCUUGUCCCAGAAACAAUUUCAGGAGCAGUUCCCAGACAUCAGUCAAGAGUCUGACUCUUCAUUUGUUUUCAUCUGCAAAAAUCCCCAGGAAAUGGUUGUGAAGUUCCCUAUUAAAGGAAAUCCUAAAAUCUGGAAACUGGAUUCCAAGAUCCAUCAAGGAGCAAAGAAGGGGUUAAUGAAGCAGAAUAAAGCUGUCUGACCCAGGGAAAAAAGGAACUAUACAACAUAGUGGAGUCUUGUGUACUAAAGUGCUAUCCGCUGGGCCUUUGGGAUUGAAGCAGUAGAAAGCGAAAAGGCUGGGCACCAGGCUUCAAUCUCUGAGAAUCUAAACUCUUACCAAAUCUGUGUAUUUUUCUUAAAGGAUGGAAUUCUUUAUGAAGUAGGUUACAAAUCUUUGAAUAUGUUAUUUAUAAAAAAUCAUUUUAAAAAUUCUAGGUCUUUGACAUUUUUCUCAGAACUAAAUUCAAAACAGGAAGGAACAAAUUGGAAAUUAUUUUCCUCAGUGAGAUUUGUAUUUUGAAUUAGGAAAAUCUUAACAGAUUAACAUUUUUACAAGAGACUCUGAAUUUAAUUUUUUUUCUCAAAAUAAUAGAAUGGAGAAUAUUAGGAUGUUUAGGAAUCUUUGUUUAAUAUAAGCCUGUGAUGAAAUGAGGAUGUUCUUACCAAAUGUUCUGCUUUUGACAUCUUGAGACCAGGUCACAUUCUGUGACCCAGGCUUGCCUGGAACUCACAACAAUCCUCCUGCCGAAGCCUCUCAAGUGCUGUGUUUACAGGCCAAUGGCCCCGUGCUCAGCUUCUAACCCAAAUCUCUCAGAGUGGAAAGCUAGAAUUCCCAGUAUCAGCAGAUUUUUUUUCUUUCUUUCUUUCUGGAAAAGGUAACAUGAAGACAUACUUCCUUUUGUUCUUUAGUUUGAGAACAUGGGUUAGUCUGGGAAGUGAGGGAGCUACCUGCUAAUGCAGCCUGAAGCUGCCCUGUUUAUUUUGUUAGUGUUGCAAAAGAGUCAUGUAGAUGGGACAAUUAGAGAAAAACUAGAAAAUACAAUCCUUUGGUAAAUACAUCAGAAAGCCCUCUAAUGCUGAAAACAAGCCCUUUUAAACCUAUAAAUAUCCUAAAAAGCCAUUACUGGAAAAAUAAGGUUGGUUUGAAGUGAGAUUUUUCACUGGUCCCUUUAGCCCUUCUCAGGAAGCAUGUGUUUCUGAGGCUCUUCUAAAGUGCUAUUGGAAUCUCAGUUGCUGGAGCCUAGGAAAUUCAUGGUCUUAAAUGUGUGUGCUCUGCUUUUUAUAAAACACCACUACCACACUGGGGAUGUUGGACUCCCUCCAACAGUUUGUGUGCUUGACUUAAAAAAGAAAGAGCAAGUGAGAAAGAAAAAAAAAGUACCUUGUAUUAUGAAAAAGAUUAAUUUCCCUUUCUUUAAUCCUUCAUAUUCAGCAUUUAUUUGCAUUGAAAUGCCUGCACUCAGUCCACAUUGAUGUUCACUCGACUGUGAACUGCCUGUUGCAUAGCAUUGGUUCUACCGAGGCUGAUCACUCUGGAUUCCCAGGGAAACCCGAACAGAUUCUUGUUCCAGUGAUGUACACAUGCAGCAUUCUCUCUUGUGUUCUCUUGGACCUCUGUGUAUACAGUGGAAGAGGACAGUUAGUGGCAUUUAUUAUUGUGAGAGAUGUCUUUUUGACCUCUUGGAAACCUUACCAUUGUUGAAAGCAAAACUGUGUUUACUAUGUAGUUAAUAGUUUACCAAGCAGUAGCACCUUGAAUUCCAUGCUGAAAUUGUCUGGCUUUCUUAAUAUCAAAAUAAAAUUGAAAGGUAGGAUGGGAAAAGAAAAGAAGGGGUUGGGGGUUCUCUGUUCUUUUAUUUGAAAACAGCCUUUACACAGAAGAGUAUGGAUUGUCUUUUCUGGGUGGGUAAUUUGUGUGCACACCUUAGAAGAAAAAAGUCAGGAAUGUCAACAGAUGAGCUCAUCAGCCGGAGCUUUGCAAGUUUAUAAGAACCCACCUCAGCUUCUCAAAUACACAGCCAGAACCACAUAAAUAAAUGGCAGAGUUACUGGGAAACGUCUCCUUUUCAUGGUUAGGCUGGGGAAGUCUGUCUUUGGUUUACAUGGCAGUGGUAGUGUAAGGUCUCUCUUCUGUUUGCUGAGACACAGGGGAGGAAGUGUGGGAGAAGCCUGCGGGUAGAUGGCCCUCGGUUGCUCACUGAUGAAUAGUAUAAUGUAGAAUGAAUAUAAUAUAAUGUAGAAUGAAUAGUAUAAAGUCAGAUGGAAAUUCUUAGUAGCCUGAGUCCAAGCUCGUCCAAGAAUAGCUUGUUAGUGCAUUAUGGCACUUCACUCUGACCCUCUUACUCUGGGGCGGUUUCGCCUAAGACAGUUCUGAAUUUCCCAGAUGCCUUUCUGUUGUAGCUUCUGUUUCCCUUUUGAAUGACUGAAUUAAGAUGCCAUUAAUUCAUACAGUAAAGGAAUUGGCUUUUUCUUUU